AUGCCGCUGAGUGGCAUCAGGCCUAGUGACGCUGUGAAGUGCGUUGACGGUUUCAUCAAGUCACAUUUGUAUCACCUGAACAAGAUUGGGGGGAACGAGCUAAUUAGGGACGAUGUUAGGAGAAAGGCUGCCAUCAUCUUGGGUGCUGCCCGUGCUGUCAUGACCACUGACUUUGACAUAGCUGAGGCCGACUUGGAACCCGCUGAGACUGAGACACCAGUCUUGCACGCAACUGUGGGGGAGAGCAAUGGAGCCAAAUACACCAUCCUGUUGGCACAGAAUGACCCGCACAGAGACAUCCUUACUGAAAAUCUGGCCUUGACUGAGGACGAGUUGGUUAUCUUGAAGGUGGUUAUGCGAAGCGCUCAAACCAUUAUGCCAUUACAGGGUUUGAAUCUUAUCAUUGAUGGCUAUCACUAUCUCUCGAACAGUACCAAGUCCUCCUACAGUGCAUUCUUGGCCGUGGAAAGGCAGGUCUGGGUGCCUAAAGCCUUCAAGACCUUUGCUGACGCCAACAAGGACAUAGUUCGAGACUUGAUGGGGCACAAGGCUGGCCACCCCGUCUCUGUAAGUAUCAAGGAAUUAGCAGCCACUUCCCCUGCAGUUAAGACCAAAUUGGAGUCUGCUAAGUUAGGUAGCGCCUCGGUUAGGUUACCGGCCCUAGAGAAUGAUGCUGUCGCUGCUCAAACUAUCCUCAAGUUGUCUGAAGUGGUUUCCCCAAUCUGGGAGACAAUGGGCGGUUCUAUGAGUGCAGAUGCAAUAAGAAUUCGUCUACAGAUUGUGCACGGGGUGGCCAGGGGGACAGCCCGCUACAUGCCUCCUGUCAAGUUGGACAACAACAUCACCAUCGAGACCAGGAAGGAGGCCCUCAACGAGCUCAAAAGGGUGGUCAAGGCGAGUUCGCAUAAAGUUGCGGUUGCCUAUGGUUUUUACUGCGCCAUGGCGGAAAAUCUGCCAUGGAGAGUGGUGACACAGCCUCUCACACCCUUAGGCACGCAUUCUCGCUGA
Nicotiana tabacum (common tobacco) is the source of this 1008-nucleotide messenger RNA. The record is from RefSeq and is a predicted model, not a curated record. Lineage: Eukaryota; Viridiplantae; Streptophyta; Magnoliopsida; Solanales; Solanaceae.